UCCCAGCUCACUGCUCCUCCUCCUCUCCUCUCACCAUCUGACCUCCACCGGGGACAUCACACAACCACUCUGAUGGGGCUGCAGUCACUCUUUAGUGCCGUCAUAGUUUUGAGUUCAUUAAUGACCCCAUAUACCCAUCUCGUAAGGGGUUGACGAAAGGUUACUGUCACAUAUGGGUUCAGAUAACAAGGAUAGCUAGCUAGCUAGUUUUCCCUUGUAAAAAAGAACAGCUAAUUCCCUUUCUGCUCUGAAAAUCAUGAAUGGCAUGGAAACAAGGGUAAAAAAUCUGGCAUUUUGCACCUUGGCUCACCUGUUUUGGAAGGACGCGCAGAGUGAUUGGACAGUUCAUUGGUGAUCUUUGAAAACGUUCAUAGUUAUUGGCUCAUUUGAAAAUGCAGGCAAAUCAAAUAUCCGUGGAGGAGCCAGACCCAGAAAGACAGAGCUAGUGUUGAGUAGGGGGUGCAAACGUACAGUGAACGGGAAAUUAGCCCUUUGUGUUUAGUGAAUGGCGAGGAAGUACAUCAUGGACAGCCAGGCUGUGGUCAGGAUGAAUCAAGACCAGUUUCUUCUUAAGUGGAAUAACCACCAAAAUAACUUUGUCGAAGUGUUUAGUUAUCUGCGUACACAGGAUGCUUUUGUCGAUGUUACUCUGGCGUGUGAUGGAAAGUCUUUCUCGGCACACAGGGUUGUCUUGUCUGCAUGUUCGCCAUAUUUCCAGACACUGUUUCAGACUAAUCCAUGCAAGCAUCCAAUUGUCUUCCUGAAGGAUGUUAAGGGGCAGGAGUUAGAAGCUCUUAUAGAGUUUAUUUACAAAGGAGAGGUCAGUGUAUCGCAGUCCGAGUUAGCAUCUCUGAUAAGCACAGCUGAAAAUUUAAAAAUUAAAGGUCUUGCUGAACCUGACAGACCGACAGAAAAGAAUGUUAAAAGAAUAGCAUCACCUCCAAGACCUCAACCUCUACCCUUACCCCCACAGUCCUCCCCAGCAACUACUGUUGGGGUACCUCAGCAUCUUCAGGUGUCAAAAUAUCCUCAGUCUAGUCCUGUUGCCAAACGGAAAAAAUCUGAACAAUUUAAUGUACAGAGUAGUUAUGUUGGUAUGAGAGAAAACCAGGAGGAGGUUGUGACUGUUGAAGCCGGUAACGGUGAAAAUUUAAGCCUCCGUGGUGAGAACCUUAGUCUACGUGGUGAAAAUUUAAGUAUUCGUGAUCACUCGGCUCCCCAGGUGGUGUUAGUUCCGUCACAUGAACCUCCACAUCAAACAGACAUUUCAUCCCACACACCCCAGCCUUAUGCUAGUCACCACGGUCCCAUCGCAGCUUCCGAGGGUGUUUUAUACUCGGUCUCAGGGACAGCCAUAUAUGCGGGCACAGCUCAAGUUAGCUCAUCCAGUCGAGGGGAGCAAUUAACUCGUGAAGUAUAUCCACAAACUGAUCAGUACCACAGUAGUGAUGAGGGGACACUGCCAGGACCUUCAGGUGUACAAACGCAACAACAUGCAGAGACUUCCAUGGAUAUGCUUGGGAGAAGAACUGGAUCAUCGUCCACAGGUCGCCAUGAGCUGACCAGCAGUAUGGUGAUGUCAACAAAGUGUGAUGAUACAUGCUCACUGUCAAUACCCCAGACUAUAAAACUAGAACCAUCAAGUGGAGGUGUUCCAACAGAAACUUGGGAAGGAAGUAACCAAAGUUAUGAAGAUGGAGGGGGAGGCAUAGGUGGAUCAGGAAGUGGCUCAGGGGUUGUGCCCACCACUGGUGACCCUCUAACAAUGCAGCUCCCCCUCCAUACUGAAAUGACAGAAUCUUCUCAGAUGCACGACUCCUCUAGACAGCAAUUAGCAGCAGCGCGGGCGCUGUUGCGGGUAUUAGGAGCAGCCAGUGCAGAGGGACGAAAGAUUGCCAGAACAGACUCUAUCAAACAUAAUGUUGCUCCUGGGCAAUGUCGGGUGUGUGGGGAGACAAUUGCACGUGGGGAACACAGGUCCCAUAUGGCAUCACACACUGCUCACAGGCCACUCCACUGUGCAGUUUGUGGUCGAGGCUUUCACCAGACAGAGGACCUCAAGAGGCAUAUCAGGAUACAUACUGGAGAGAAACCAUACAAGUGUUCAACAUGUGGAGUAGCAUUCCGACAGAGAGGGCACCUCUCAAGACAUGUCUUUAAGUACCACCCAGAACAACGACCACCAAUCGCUAAACAGAACUAAUUUGAUGGAUGGUACAUAUGCUGAGACACCAGUGUUGAUGAGUCAUGCUGACCAAUCCUGAAAGGCCAUCAUGAAAAUCUGCCAACCAGAAUUUUAGUCCUCAGAGUCAAGUUAGCAAUAAUGUUGGUUUUGAGUGGGUUACACUCAUAUUGCACAGGAUGACUGUAGUGCUGGAUAGAGGGCAAGCUGGAACUUGCUGUUCAUUCAAUAAUUACUAUGGCUUUCUUGUUAUUAAAAGUUUAUAAAUUUUGUUAUGUUAUUUCUGGUUUGAGAAUUGUGGCACGCAAGAAAACUGGCUUAUGUUUCACCUUCAACAUUCUGUGAUAAAUGACUGGUACAUAAAAAGCUUUAUAACCAGCAGUGGUUGUUUCUAAAGAAAUAAGAUGAUUAUGAGGAGAAAGCACCAGGCUUGUAUGACUAUAUAGCAAGAAAUUCCUCUUUCUUACUACAUAUCUCAACACUUACAUUGUGUGGAAAUGUUCUUUUAAUAUCUCUGACAGAAUGGUUUUACUAGUAUGAUGUUUAUUUUAUUUAAUAUCUCUGACAGAGAAUGGUUUUAUUAGUAUGAUGUUUAUUUUAAUAUCUACUUAUCACUUUUGCUGCCCAAUGCCGCAUAUUGUGGUAUAAAAUCAAAAUACGGAGAAUGCCUGAUGACGCAAAUAGGCGUCAAUAAUUAAAAAAAAAUUAGAAAUUCCAUUUAUUAUCCAAAUACUAUGGGACUUGUUUUAAAAUGUGUGCCAACAUCUGCCCAUUCUUUGUAUACCCCCACAUGGCAUCCUGACCCCGCCGUGUGGGUGCCCACCCACGCUGGAGGCUCACUGUUCUCGUGACCUCACUCAUGACAGCUGCUGCCUCCUCUCAAGUUGAAAAGUUUUCCCAUUCUGGUUAAUUUAUCUCAGGUAUUUGUUGUUACCAGCUUUAUAAACACUGCAAAUUGACUUCCAGAUAGAUACUGAUCAAGAACAGAGCCAAUCCAUGACAAAAGCAUUGAAAGAAACAUGUAUGAAGGUAAAGUUAUUGAUUUUUUUGUCAAAAGUACAGAAAAGUGAGACAUGUUCUUAUAGGCAAAUAUCCCUUUACAGCAUUCUAUUGCGAACAAUUUGAUACUAAAUUGAAUGAUGUAGUAUGAAAAUUAAGGUCAGAAAGCUAAAAAGAGUAUAAACAUUUGUGGGUGGUGGUGAGUUAGCGUGCACCGCUCGGGUUACCUUGAGGUGCGCGGCGGGUCGCCCGUUGGGGCAGCGAAAGUGUUAAUCUUCAAAUUUGUUUAAUUUAUGUAAGCAAUCUGCCAAACAUUUUCCCACUAUUGUAUCUAAGAAUUAAUUUCAAUUACGUUAGGUAUUGUUUAAACUCUGUAUUGUAAUAAUUCCUCUGUAAUGAAAACUUGUAAGCAUGUUAAUUCUGAUAUGGAUAAUUGGCUAUAACCACUAUCUAGGGCAAAGCACUUACUCUGUCAUAACUGUCUUUGCUCUUACACAGUGGUGUUUACCUCAAAGUUCAGUGGAAUUUAAGUAUGCUAGUUUAUAUGCACAAUUACUGGUAACAAAUAAUAUACCGUACUAAAAAGAUUUUAAAAUACAAUAGGUAUAACCUGAUAUUUAAGACUGAAUUUUGAAUUCAGGAUUCCUAGAAAUUAAAAGUUGUAUUUGAUUUUAUAGAAUAGAUUGCAUAAAAGACGGAAUUGUCCACUUUGUAGGAUAGAAGGAAACAGAAAGAUGUGUCCACAGGCAUAGACAUUUCUUGUAAGAAUGUAUGUUAGAGGUGUGAGGAGAGAUACAGUGCAGUAGUUCUUCACAAUGGCAGUGAAGUGUGAACAUGAACAACUCUCCUCUAGAAUUAGCAAGAGAAUCACAUUUUGUUUUCCAUGUACACAAAAAGGUACAAUGGUUUGUGUAGAUUUUGAUGAUUAAAUGGUACAUUCUUUGCAAACCACUACUUUGUAUUAUCAGGAUGUAUGUGUUAAGCAAAUGCACAAUUUUGAAAGACAAAGAAACAACAGUAAAAAAAAAAGUGUGGAAAUAAGAAAUAUUAUGGCAAAAAGUUCUCUGUAAUCACAAAGUAAGUUUGAAUAAACUUGAGUAAGGUAAGGCAAAGCCUUCAAAAGAAUGUGCUUCAUGUAUCCUGUACUGGAGAGUAGAGGCAAAGUUAUGUCAUUUAAGGUGCUAGAAAAGUAUUUGAGUGGCCACUUUGAGAUAUGUUGAACUAUUAUAUAAUUCCAAGAGCAAAUAUUAUGAAUCUAAAAUGUGUAGUAUAACACCCAAGUACUGUACAAUGUAAAGUUGAAAUUUAAAACAAAAUUACUAUAUGACCCAGAUUCACUGGCUUCAUGUAUGAAUAUUUAUUAGGUUAUUAUUAUAGGUCUGUGAGCAAAUAACUGAACCUUUUCCACAUGAUGCCUUGUGACAUAGAUGAUAAAUUGUGUAAAAUAAUACCUUUAAAUUAUGUAAAAUAAUACCUUUAACCACCAUGAAACAAAAAUUGCAUUACAGUAUUGCAUUUCUGUACUUAUCUUACCAUUUUAAUUUCAAGAGAAGAUUUCAUAGUCUCUAUUCCAUAAUGAUAAAACUGCAUGGCAAACAAUGCAUGAUAUGGCAAUAUGUAACGUAUACGAGUCAAAGUGUACUACUCAUCUUCUCGUUAUGCUAUCAUGUGUUAUUUAGUGAUUUGUUGUAAAUACUGUACAGUAAAUACAGUUUGAAGACUUCCAAGGGUAUCCAACUGAAUAAUAAUAACAAUAAUAGUUUCUAAAAAAUAUUACAUGGGUCCAGUUAUAAUGUUUACAUAGUUGGUAUUAUAAUUUUUGUAUAACUCCACUAAUCUUGAAUAUUUUUAGCACUUCUUGAGCAUGUUUCAAAGAUGCAAAUACAGAUAAACCACGAGUAAAUAUAUACAAAAUUAUUGUAAUAAUCAGUUCCAGUUAAAAUGUUUGGCAUCCAGAAUACUUUUGUUUCUUCCAUUGUUACAGGUUAGAACAUCCACAUUAGAAAUUCACAUAAGCAAAUAUAUUGCCAUUACUGUAUGUAUACGCACAUGUUAAAAUUGAGAACCAGAAACCCGAUCAUAAUAAAUAACCAUACAGAUGUAACAAUAUUAUAAAUAUAUAUGGUCAGAACACCACCAUAAUGCACUUGACCAGUUCACUUGGGAAAACAUAAAUAUUGUAUUGCAUUUUAACAUCUUACAAUAGGAAUCUAAAUUAUGUCAUCUUCAUUUUAUGAUACUGUAUAUGAAAUCGGUAUCCAUCAAAUCAGCUUCUCACUAUAUAGUUUGUUGAAGUGAGAUUGCACUAUACUGUACUGUAUUGUAAUAAAUAGCUUCACAACUGUAAAAGUAUUGUUAGCAUUUGCAAUUGGCUUUCCGUCUUCCUAUAAUAAGCAACCACACAAAGAUAAAUUACAGAACAGUAUAAAUGUUUGUGUUCAGCACACCACUAGCGUCAAAUGCCUGGUUUUCUUGAAGGUGUGUGGGUCAGGGACUCAGUGGAAACACUAGUGUUAACUAGUGUCAUGUGUUCCAUAGAGAAUUUUCUACCAUUAUGUUUCCAACGAUUGUAGAAAAUUCUACCAUCUUUGCGUCAAAAUUCUAAAAUCUUUGGUUGAAUAGUAGCAAAAUAGUGUAAAGCCUAUGACGGUAGAGCGACGGUCUCGCUUCAUGCAGGUCGGCGUUCAAUCCCCGACCAUCCAAGUGGUUGGGCACCAUUUCUUUCCCCCCCCCCAUCCCAUCCCAAAUCCUUAUCCUGUCCCCUUCCAAGUGCUAUAUAGUCGUAAUUGCUUGGCGCUCUCACCCGAUAACCCUCCCCUCUGACGAUCACCUUCAUAGGCUUUACACUAUUUUGCUACUAUUUAACCAAAGAUACAUUCUAAACUUUGACUAUAUUUACU
Messenger RNA from Procambarus clarkii (red swamp crayfish), 6081 nucleotides. Its product is annotated as protein bric-a-brac 1. The record is from RefSeq and is a predicted model, not a curated record. Gene Ontology annotation, biological process: regulation of transcription by RNA polymerase II. Gene Ontology annotation, cellular component: nucleus. Lineage: Eukaryota; Metazoa; Arthropoda; Malacostraca; Decapoda; Cambaridae. Gene Ontology annotation, molecular function: protein binding.